GCGCCGACCGAGGCGAUUUAGUGGCCGACCGCGCAAUCGAAGACAGCACGCCCCUGCGUCGCGCUCAGACAGCACCACCGUCUUCGGAACAACUCUUCUGACUUCAGGUUACGCGACCUAAAUCGAAUGCUUACCAGAUGUUGCUGUUGCAGUUUACGCGCUGGAUCCAUUGUAGUGGGAGUGCUUGCAAUGGUUGUGGCGUUUAUAUUUUUCCCCCUUGGUAUUUAUGUUACUUGGGUAUGGUCUCGAAUAUGCAUUUACGACUUCUUUCGUGAGGACAUCAUGACCGGUUCAACUCGUAGAAUCUGCGCUCCAACUGUCGGCCUGGACAAAGUUUUGUCCAACUUAUUUGCAUUUCUCACCUUCUGGAACGGCUUAGAAAUUUGUACAAGUGCAGGCCUGAUUUGGGGAGCAAGCAAGAGGUCAUCAGGUUGGGUGACAGCUUGGCUAAUGUCUUCAAUGUGCUGGAUUGCAUUGCACACAGCACUUACCAUCUCUUAUCUAUUCUCCGAAAAUGAAAUAGGAUUUAUUGUGCUCACGUCAGUCUUGGGUAUAUUUUUUCUAGAUGAGUCUGUUGGCGUUAUUCACAGUUGGAAGUUUUCACAACGAACUGAGUAAGGAAUUUGCAACUACGAGAGGAUAUGUUUAUCCGCCAACUUAUGUACCACCGCCUCUACCAUAUCCACAAGGAGUGUCGGUGGUUACUUAUGGAGGAUAUCCCUAUGGACAACCACCACCAUCCCAACAACCACCACCUUUUCAACCAUCACCACAGAUGCAAGGUCCAUACAGCACAAAGACUACACCUCCAGGCACAAUGGAAGACUGGGCCACUACCAAAUGAACAUAAGAUUUCUGCUCUGAGGUUAAUUAAUGUGUCAAAUAAUAAUGUACCUUCAAAUACAUUGUUUUGAAAAUGUUCAGCAUUUACUAAGUGCAAAAGGAGCAAAGUGUUUAUUUUUGCAACUAGACCCAUUUCAGGAAAUGUACAUGCCAAAAUAUUCAAUAACUAUUCAGCGUGUUACUUAAAAUUACAAAAAUGAAGAUUACUUUAUGUUACACCAAGAGCCUUGAGGGUGAGAAUGUUGGUGAGAAAAACAUUUAAGUAACAUCAAAUAAAAUUUGCCUCUUUGUCAAUUUCUAUCUCUACCAAAGAAUGUUUAAUUAAAAGCAAUACAUCAUAAAAUCUAAAAUAAGAAUCAUUAACUCAAGUCAUUAUCGCGCCUGUGACUUACGAUCGCAAAUUUUCAC
Messenger RNA from Gryllus bimaculatus (two-spotted cricket), 1251 nucleotides. NCBI's taxonomy places the organism in Eukaryota, Metazoa, Arthropoda, Insecta, Orthoptera, Gryllidae. The record is from the annotation of a GenBank genome assembly.